Molecule: messenger RNA, 1119 nt
Organism: Anopheles arabiensis
Lineage: Eukaryota; Metazoa; Arthropoda; Insecta; Diptera; Culicidae
Product: microfibril-associated glycoprotein 4-like
Exons: 1
Coding region: 43-1059 (338 amino acids)
Source: RefSeq, a predicted model, not a curated record
CCCAGUGGUCAGAUGCUUAGUUCUUAACUCUUAGUUCGCGAAAUGAAGGUUUAUAGCGUUCUACUAUACUUUGUUGUGGUCAUGCUAUUUAUAGUUAAAGUCGAUGGUGCUGAACAAAACAUUCCUAAUUCAUCGUUCAUCGGUGCUGAGUAUCAGCUGAUAGCAGCCAGGCUGGAUGAUCUUCAGAAAACGCUGACGGAUAUAAAAUUAGCAAUGAAGGGAGAUCGAGCCACUACUGAGAGAAAGCUACCUGAUGAGUUGAAUCUACUACAGCAUGCAAUAUUCGACAAGCUCACCACCCUGCAGAAUCAGUCCAAUAAAAUGGUUAUUAAGCAAAUAGCCAGCACUACUCAGGAACAGAGCAGGAAGGAAAUUCAAAAGCUGGCAUCGAAGGAAGAUUUUGCCCUGUUCAAGAUAGAUCCAGCCUUAUAUUUUCGCAGUAUUUCGACUCGAUCGUGCAAGGAAGAGCCAUCGAAUCGCACAGGAGAGUUUUUGAUACAACCUACUCAAAACGAUGAACCUUUCCUGGGAUAUUGCGAACAGACUGCUUUCGGAGGAGGUUGGUUAGUGUUCCAGUACCGUUACGAUGGAUCGGUCGACUUUUACCGCAACUGGACCGAGUAUCGAAACGGGUUCGGCAGCAUGGAUGGAGAGUUCUGGCUCGGGCUGGAGCAUUUGCAUCGGAUGACUUCGGCUCAAAAGCACGAGCUGUUGGUGGAGCUGAAGCAUUUUAAUGGCAGCUACAUGUACGCACGGUAUGAUGAAUUUGAGAUUGGCAAUGAGAAGGAUCAAUAUCCGCUGGCGAGGCUGGGAUCGUACACCGGAACAGCCGGCGACUCAAUUAGCAUCCACAAGGGCAUGAAGUUUUCGACCAAGGAUCGGGACAAUGAUAAAAGUGAUUGUGCUAAGUUGUGGAAGGGAGCAUGGUGGUACAAAAAUUGCGGGUAUGCUAAUCUUAAUGGAGGUUUUAAAAAUGGUAAUGAUAAAACAUCCAUGCAUUGGUAUACAAACAAUUUUAUAGGAAUGGCAUACACAAGAAUGUCGAUUCGCGAGAAGUAACGGUUAGUGAUCUGUAUUUUUGUAUUAAAGAAAUGAAAUAAACCCAAGCAUCCAUUCCGA